This is a messenger RNA of Notechis scutatus (mainland tiger snake), 2865 nucleotides long. NCBI's taxonomy places the organism in Eukaryota, Metazoa, Chordata, Lepidosauria, Squamata, Elapidae. The record is from RefSeq and is a predicted model, not a curated record.
GCAUUUGUAUGAGCGCGUUUUUCUCUCUUUCUUUUCUCUCUCUCUAACCAGCAAGAGUGGUGGGAGGGGGGGCAAAGACAGAGAGGGGGACUCAGUUUCUUCGCCUUUGUAACUGAGGUCCCAGGAUUCUUGAGCUGUGCCCAGCUGACAAGCUUUUGAAGAUGGCACAAUAACUGUUCAGUGAUGCCUGACCAUGACAGCACAGCCCUCUUAAGUAGGCAGACCAAGAGAAGAAGAGUUGACAUUGGAGUGAAACGGACGGUAGGGACAGCAUCUGCCUUUUUUGCAAAGGCGAGAGCAUCGUUUUUUAGUGCCAUGAAUCCCCAAGGUUCCGAGCAGGAUGUGGAGUAUUCAGUGGUGCAGCAUGCAGAUGGGGAGAAGUCAAAUGUGCUUCGCAAGCUGCUGAAGAGGGCAAACUCCUAUGAAGAUGCCAUGAUGCCUUUUCCAGGAGCAACUAUAAUUUCCCAGCUGUUGAAAAAUAACAUGAACAAAAAUGGUGGCAACGAGCCCAGCUUUCAAGCGAGUGGCCUCUCCAGCACAGGCUCAGAAGUACAUCAGGAGGAUGUGUGCAGCAACUCUUCAAGAGACAGCCCCCAAGAGUGUCUUUCUCCAUUUGGCAGACCCACGAUGAGCCAGUUUGAUAUGGAUCGGUUGUGCGAUGAGCACCUGAGAGCUAAGCGUGCCCGGGUUGAGAAUAUCAUUCGAGGGAUGAGCCAUUCCCCAAGUGUGGCAUUAAGGGGCAAUGAAAAUGAAAGAGAGAUGGCUCCACAGUCUGUGAGUCCCCGAGAAAGUUACAGAGAAAAUAAGCGCAAGCAAAAGCUGCCUCAACAGCAGCAACAGAGUUUCCAGCAGCUGGUUUCAGCUAGGAAAGAGCAGAAGCGAGAGGAGCGCAGACAGCUGAAACAGCAGCUGGAAGACAUGCAGAAGCAGCUGCGCCAACUUCAGGAAAAGUUCUACCAAAUCUAUGACAGCACAGAUUCUGAAAAUGACGAAGAUGCUGGUAACCUCUCUGAAGACAGCCUGCAUUCGGAAACACUGAAUGGCAGGGCGAGAGAUUCUGUGGGAAGGUCAGAUAAUGAAAUGUGUGAAUUGGACCCAGGGCAAUUCAUUGAUCGUGCAAGAGCUCUGAUUAGAGAACAGGAAAUAGCGGAGAACAAACCCAGAAAAGAUGGCCUCAAAGAAAAAGAUCAUGGGCCCAACUCUUUUCAUCCAGAAGGCAAGCACUUGGCUGAGACGCUAAAGCAGGAAUUGAACACUGCCAUGUCUCAGGUUGUGGACACUGUGGUCAAGAUUUUCUCUUCAAAGCCUGUACGUCAACUGCCUCAGGUCUUCCCACCUCUUCAGAUCCCCCAAGCAAGAUUUGCUGUCAAUGGGGAGAACCACAACUUCCACACAGCAAACCAGCGCCUCCAGUGCUUUGGGGACAUCAUCAUUCCAAACCCACUAGACACCUUUGGGAAUGUGCCACUGUCGAAUUCCACAGACCAAACAGAAGCACUGCCCCUAGUUGUCCGCAAAAAUUCAUCAGACCAGCCUACUUCUGCCCCACCUCCUGGCAGCCACCAUGCUGCUCUCCAUCAAUCUCCACUGUCCGCCACCACAGGGUUCACUUCAUCUUCGUUUCGCCAUCCCUUUCCUCUGCCCCUUAUGGCAUACCCAUUUCAGAACCCCUUAGCGGCUCCUCCUGCCUCCUUCCCUGGGAAAGACAGAGCCUCCCCAGAAUCCUUAGAUUUAACAAGAGAGACCACAAGUCUGAGGACCAAGAUGUCAUCACAUCAUAUGAACCAUCACCCUUGUUCACCAGCACAUCCUCCUAGCACUGCAGAAAGCCUCUCAAUAUCUCUCAUCAAGUCUGAGUGUGGUGACCUUCAAGAUAUUUCCGAAAUCUCACCUUAUUCUGGCAGUGCCAUGCAGGAAGGUUUGUCACCAAACCACUUAAAAAAGGCCAAGCUUAUGUUCUUUUAUACUCGGUACCCAAGUUCCAAUAUGCUGAAAACCUACUUCUCAGAUGUAAAGCAUCAUUCAUCCAGAAGAAGCCCAAAGUGCUUUACAAACAGCCAAUAUAGGGAUCAUUCACCCACCACAGAAAGGCAACCGCUUCCGUGGUGGAAGGCAACAGCCAUUCGGGGUCAGCAACAUCACACACCAGUAGAUUUCAACAGAUGUAUUACUUCUCAGCUCAUCAAGUGGUUUAGCAAUUUCCGUGAGUUCUACUACAUUCAGAUGGAGAAGUAUGCACGUCAAGCCAUCAAUGAUGGUGUAACAAGCACUGAAGAGCUGUCUAUAACCAGAGACUGUGAGCUGUAUAGAGCCCUCAACAUGCACUACAAUAAAGCAAAUGACUUUGAGGUUCCAGAGAGAUUCCUGGAAGUGGCUCAGAUCACAUUACGAGAGUUUUUCAAUGCCAUUAUCGCAGGCAAAGAUGUUGAUCCUUCCUGGAAGAAGGCCAUAUACAAGGUCAUCUGUAAGCUGGACAGUGAAGUUCCUGAGAUUUUCAAAUCCCCAAACUGCCUCCAAGAGCUUCUUCAUGAGUAGAGAUUUUCCACCGCUAUUUAUGAAUGUAUUAAAAAAGUAGCAGACUUUUCCUUUUUAUGCCCAAGCUAUGUGUGAAUGUGUGUGUAUGUGUUUCUAUAUUAAUUUCAUAUAUGAAAUCAGAUCAGAAUCCCUUGUGAUUUCUUAUAAGUUUAGGUCAAUAAUAAGUGUAUAAUUAUUUUAACUCCAGCUUUUGUUUUACUUUUGCCUGUGACUUUUAACAUUUUGGGGGCAAAACAGUAUUGGGGCAUUUUCUUCCCCUUCUGGUCUCUUUUCUUAUCCCUUGAGAAGAAGAAUGAUUUGAAGUGUGUACAAGCCUUCUAUCUAUCUAUC